ACUAGAACUAGUAGCAUUGACGUGUCCACGACAGACGCCUUGCGUCGUCCUCGUCUUCAUAUUGUUAUAAAACCAUAGCUACAUCACAACUAGAAGUACUCGCGUGUUUGGCACUCUCAGUGCUGCGAGGAAUGUCGAUCUGAGCACACGGUACCUUUAGCUCUCUUGGUUUUAUUUCAUCUCAUGAGUGUAUUUAUAUUUGGUUCUCGUUCAUCUUUAUUCUUUUACCAGCAUCACCAUCAUCAUCAUCAUCAUUUCAUUCUCUCAGUGUCUCAAGUGUGUUCAGUGUUAAAUAUACAACUAAAAUAGAUAAAUAAAUUAAUAAUAGAGCAUGUCAUUAUGAUUAAAGCAUGAUCAAAAUAUUGUAUCUCUUUUAACUAACCUGAUACUUGAACUGAAACUCCAGGGUUAUUCUGAACCAUCUAGAUGUCAAAUUAUUCAAUGAUCAACUCAGUGUCAUAUAGAUGAAACAGUAACCUGAACUUGGGCGUAUGUCCGUGGAAGCACGUGGAUGUGAAAAGCGCGACCAUACAUACACGCACAUCAGUAGGAAUUAAUUAAGAGAGUCCGAUAUGAGUACCGUAGGAAAAAUAUCCAUCGAGAUAAGAUGACAUCACGUCGUCAUGUCCUUGCGAGCAUCCGCAGGACGAUUAUUGUUGCCGCUGUCCUCGCACUCAUCAUUCUUGCCCUCUCGACUCAAGAUGGUACAAGUAACAGCGUUCAAUCAUCAUCGAUAGUAGAAAAAGAAACGGCUCAAUCGGCCGAAGAGAAACUGCUCGAGAUGAAAACCAUGGCUGAGACCGAGGCACGGCUGAUAGAUAGACGCAAGUUAUUAACAAAAAGAUGCUCCGAAGCUGGCCUAGAUCGUCCUGGGAAUGAUUCUCUUCAUCGCCCCAAUGCUUGGGAAUUUUUUGUUAAUCGAGAUUAUCAUCUCAUUUGGUGUAAUGUCUUUAAAGCUGCUUCUACUUCCUGGAUUUAUAACUUUAAUCGUCUUGCAGGAUACAGUCCACAAUUUUUAAAAGCAUCUAAAGCUGUACCAGUAUCAUUAGCAAGGCAAAGAUAUCCAAGACCUACAGCUGAUGAAUUAUCACGAUAUUUGAAUGACAGUGUAAGCUUCCUUAUUGUAAGACAUCCUUUUGAACGUCUCCUCAGCGCAUAUAGAGACAAACUUGAACAAAGUUUGCCCAACACUCUACAUAGCAAACUUGGAAUGCGAAUAAUUAACCAGUUCCGAUACAAAGAUCCAAAACAUCGAACUAAGAGAGGUCCUAGAUAUCCACUUUUUGAAGAAUUUGUCAGGUGGCUUUUGUGUGAAUGGCAAGCUGGUAAUGAACUAGACAUGCAUUGGACACCGAUUAUCAGUUUUUGUACACCAUGCCAAGUUCGUUUUGACAUCAUUGCUAAAUUUGAGACACUUCAAGAUGAUCAAAAUUAUAUCAUAAAACAUGUUCACUUGGAACACUUGAUAAAACCAGAGUGGAAAAAUCCUGCAAGAGGUGCACAAACGAAGGAUGUUAUGAAGAAAUACUUUGUACAAUUAUCCAAAAGUCAAAUUACUGAUCUUUAUGAAAUGUUCAAAUAUGACUUUGAACUCUUUAAUUAUUCACCAUCGGAGUAUAUUGAAUAUGGAAAAGACCACUCAAUUCCUAAUGAGUGUAGAAAAUAACAUUAUGAUAGAAAAACGUAACUUCUUAGUUCGAAGUACAAAGAGCUAAACAAUUUUCCAAGUAAUUAAGAUUAAUCAAUUUUUUAAUUGCAGUACUAAAAAGUAAUUUAUACUAAUUAUGUGUAAUUUUAUUCAAAUAUUGUUGGAUUUUAUAUUUUUUUACUUUCAAAGUUGAUAGUUGUGCAAAAAUAUUUUUAUUCAACACCUUAACUCUAAAUAAUUAAUGUAUCAAGUAUAGUAUCAUUUUUACGUAUCAUAGAAAUUACUUGUUUGCAAGAAUGCUCACUUAACCACAAGGUAAAUUUAGUAAAUUAGUUCCUAUGAAACAGCUUCCAUCAUUAAAAUUAAGAAUAAAAAACUUAGACAGUACUGCAACAAAUAAUGAUCAAUUAAAUGUUAUCGAAUAUAAAUGGCCUAAAUUUACUAAUUGUUUAAAAUAAAUAAAGAAUAGAUAAGUCGUUUAAAUAAAAGAUGUACAACAUCCUGUAAUAUUAAAGACAGUUUUUGAUUAUUGUUCUAUUUAGAUAAUUAUUCAGUACUCUAAAGCAAUUGUUAU
Molecule: messenger RNA, 2222 nt
Organism: Chelonus insularis
Lineage: Eukaryota; Metazoa; Arthropoda; Insecta; Hymenoptera; Braconidae
Product: carbohydrate sulfotransferase 11-like
Exons: 8
Coding region: 608-1666 (352 amino acids)
Biological process (GO): carbohydrate biosynthetic process
Cellular component (GO): membrane
Molecular function (GO): sulfotransferase activity
Source: RefSeq, a predicted model, not a curated record